Molecule: messenger RNA, 697 nt
Organism: Acyrthosiphon pisum (pea aphid)
Lineage: Eukaryota; Metazoa; Arthropoda; Insecta; Hemiptera; Aphididae
Product: ring canal kelch homolog
Exons: 4
Molecular function (GO): protein binding
Source: RefSeq, a predicted model, not a curated record
GUAUUUCAUUGUGUUAUUAAAUGGGUAAAACAUGAUUUAGAUCAGAGAAAAAAUGUUUUGCCACAACUAAUGGAACAUGUACGAUUGCCAUUAUUAAGGCCUGAUAUUUUAGAUAAUGUGGUGGAAGAACCUCUUCUGAAUAAUUGUCCUAAAUGUAGAGAUUAUGUAUUUGAAGCUAUGCGUUUUCAUCUAAAAAAAUCAGUUCAGCAAUUCACCAUGCCAAAAACAAUUAGUUGUAAACCUAGACAAUUUGGUGGUUCUCAAAAAGUUAUCCUAAUGUUCAAUCAGUCUGAUACAUUUCCAAAGUGUUAUACAGAAUGGUAUGACCCAGUAAAAAAUCUACGAGAGAAUGCACCAGGGAUAAAUGAUUGUCGUCGGUCAGCUGGUCUUGGAAUAAUAAGAAAUAAAUUUGUGUUUUCUGUGGGCGGUAAAUCUAAAUCUGUUUUUAUGCUUGAUGUAUCUUUAAAAUCACCAUCUUGGGUUCAAAUGGUCAACAUGUUGGUUAGUCGAGAUUGGUUAGGAGUCGGAGUAUUAGGUGAUUUCAUAUAUGCUGUUGGUGGACGUGACGGCUACCGUAAUACUGUAGAUAGUGUAGAGGUCUUUGAUGUCAAUAUUCAAAAAUGGAAAAUGGUUUCGAGUAUGUCAAUUGAGAGAAGUAGUGUUGGUGUUGGUGUACUCAAUAAUCAUUUAAUACGCG